AUGUUUCGUUUCAGUAGACGACCACUUGACAAGGUCCCUUUUGCAACACUCUUUGGGUAUAACACUAUUCUUCAAAAUGUAUUUUCGGCACCUGUUCAGAAAGAGGCAAUUGUGGUAGAGCUUCCAGGGAAAAAAGUCGAGAGUUACACAUAUGGAAGACUUCAAAAGGAUGUACUUUCAAUGGCAAACGUUUUUACACAGAGAAGAGAAACUGUAAUGCAUGCACAUGAAAUGCCAUCACUUAGCUGGUUACAGACACCUCGACCAGAUGAUGUACAUAGUGUCUUUUCUGAUAAUGAUGGUGAUGAUGGGAUAUCAAGUUUUGAAUUCAGAAAAGAUGAUGGAAGAUAUAAUGUGGCUAUACUAGGUGAAACUGGUUAUUCAUUUGUUGUCUCACUUCUAGCAGCAUGGUCUCUUAAUCAAAUGGCUGUUCCUUUGUCAGUGGCACAGAAAUACACAACAGAAUUAUCUUAUAUUCUUGAGCAUAGCAAAAGCAGAACCGUAAUGGGUGAUAUGAUAUUAUUAAAAGCAAAAUUUCCUACAGAAUACGAUAUGCUUAUGGUUGGAAAUUUAACUAGCCUAAGAGAAUUACGAGCCGCAUCACCUAAUACUUAUAAUGUGGAAACUAUGUUUGAUGUUAAAACAAUUCUUGGUCAAAUUCAACAACGACGUGAAAGGGCUGGAUCCGAAACAGAAAUGCUACACCCAGAGCAUCUCCUAUCAGAGGAAGAAAGACAACAUAUGAAUGAUGCUCAUGAUAUAUUAGAUCGAUUGGCUAAAGAAAAAGGCGCAUCUGAAGAACUUCGUGAGGCUUUAAGGCAAGAAAUGAUACGUGAACACUUUAAAGCCCAUUGUGUUGUUACAGAUGCUGGUGAUGGAUCCGGUUUAUAUUAUGAUACGGAUCAUUUGGAUUCACUUAAUCCUGUUCAUCGUCGAUGGGUGGAAGAUUAUACCUCGCGUCCAAGCAAACAUGAUGAUUGUGUAAUGAUUUAUACCUCAGGAACCACUGCAAAUCCAAAAGGUGCAGUACAUACACAUGCUAGUGUUAGUAAUAUGGUAAAUGUAUUACAGUCUGCUUGGGAAUGGUCAGAAAAUGAUACGAUUCUUCACAUGUUACCAAUGUAUCAUAUUCAUGGCCUUGUGAAUAUUCUUUUAUGCUCAUUAGCAUCAAAUGCUCGUUGUAUCUUAACAAAAGCAGAUGAUUUAACUCGUAUAGCCCGUCGUUUAGAACGAGGAGAUAUUUCACUUGUUAUGGGUGUACCUACUAUCUAUACAAAAAUGAUUGCUGCCAUUCGAAAAGAAAUGUCUCCUAUUGAACAAGAAGGAUUUAAAAAAAUUGUAUCAAGCAAAAUACGACUAAUGGUUUCUGGUAGUGCACCACUUCCAGUUCCUAUUCUUAAUGAAUUUCGUGAAAUAAGUGGUCAUACAUUAUUAGAACGAUAUGGUAUGACUGAAAUUGGAAUGGCAUUUAGUCAACCUCUUCGACCUAUCUCUAAACGUAUUCCAGGAACUGUAGGAAUACCGCUUCCAACUGUACGAGCAUUUGUACAAACCACAGUCGUGGAAUCAGACUCAACAAAAGAUGAAAAGACAGAAACUACUAUUGAUAAUAAAACAAAAGAAGAGUAUGAUGAAAUUGGUCAUCUCGCUAUUGCUUCUGAAUCAUUAUUUGAUCGGUAUUGGAAUAAUCCGGUGGCAACAAAGAAAGAGGUUGUUGUGAGCCAAGAAGGUCAUCGCUACUUUAAUACAGGAGAUACUGUUGGAGUACGAAAACCUCUUAACAGUGAUGAGGAUGCUGUAUUUACAAUUCUGGGUCGCUCAAGUGUGGAUAUUAUUAAAUCACGUGGAUAUAAAAUAUCUGCGUUAGAAAUAGAAGCUGUUCUGUUAUCACGUAAAGAUCUCUUCUUUGAGAUUGCCGUUGUGGGGUGUACAGACAACACUUUGGGAGAAAUGAUAGUGGCUAUCAUUGCACCACAACCUACUGUACUGCAGAAGUGGAAUAUCCCAUCUGAUUUUGACCGGUUUGAGUCAACAGAAUUAAAUAAUGAACUAAAGGAAGUGGCUUCUGCUCUUCUUGCACAUUAUAAGUGCCCAGAGAGGUUUAUUAUUCUCCCAGAGAUUCCACGGAAUCCUACAGGAAAGGUUAACAAGAAAAGUCUCAAGGAAAAGCUCUCCCUGAACUGA
This is a messenger RNA of Trypanosoma theileri, 2184 nucleotides long. RefSeq names its product putative long-chain-fatty-acid-CoA ligase. Gene Ontology annotation, biological process: fatty acid metabolic process. Gene Ontology annotation, molecular function: medium-chain fatty acid-CoA ligase activity. The transcript has a single exon. The record is from RefSeq and is a predicted model, not a curated record. Lineage: Eukaryota; Euglenozoa; Kinetoplastea; Trypanosomatida; Trypanosomatidae. The coding region runs from base 1 to 2184 and encodes 727 amino acids.